UUUUAAGCGGCGCUAGUAGUAGAAUUAUUGUUUUAUCUGGCAACUCUCAUCGUUCUGUCUAUUUCGUAUACUUCCCCACCCCUCACAUAUUUUUCUCCCCCUCUAUUACUCAUCAAUGGUCCGCUUUUAAUAGACGUGUUUAUUGUUUCGUUCCUGUUAAAAUUGCGAUUUAAAAUGGGUUUCUAGUAACCAAACGUUUGCACACCCCGUGUGCCUUCACACCAGAUAUCAAAAUGCUUGCCAACAUGGCGCCCUUACCGGACAGUUUUGUCCUGCUACAUCAAUCACCAAGUAAAUUGGAUUACGAUCCCUCUGCACCUGUAUUCGCACCUGUGGGGUUAAGUCAACAACUCGACAAUGAGUGCGAAUUUAUGGGACUCGGCUAUGGCUUCGGCCGACAGCCUACUCACUAACGAAGAUUGUUCGCUGCUGCUCGACAUCUUCAACGACGAUGAUGAUCUGCUCAAGACCCUACCAAGCGCUGCACCGAAGAUCGAGUACACCCAGUCGCCGCUGCAGGACGAGCUGUCCGCCAGCUUGUACCCGCCGUCGCCGCCGGAGGUCAAGCCCAGCCGCGCGGACCUCGCCAACGAUCUUCUGCAGCAGCUAGAAAACCAACGCAAACAAGAGAAUAUUUUUUCCAACUGGCUGGAAGAGAAGGUGGACCUCCCAAUUUUUGAAAAUAUCUCGCAAGUUCCGGAGCGUGUGGAGCCUCCUGCGCCACUCAUCGCGCCUCAGACCGGCUACACUGCACCCCAGCCUACGGAAGAACUAUUGCGCGAAUUCGAGACCGUGUAUGGCGUAGUGGAAUUGACGCACCUGACGCCACCGCAGAGCCCGCCCGGCCCUGCCACUCAGCUUCUUUUGAGUUACGCGCAACAAGCCCAGAGCGCUUCACUAUGCCCCGCGCUCCAGCUGGUUCCAAUCCAAGAUCAAUGGGCGAAUGAUGCGGCUUUGGUACCGCAACAGGCGCCCGUUGACUACGAGUGCGAUUUGGACGUAGACGAACUGGUCCACAACCGUGCCACCCAGCUAGCGUCUCCGUCGGUGUGCAGUCCCAACGCAUCUCCGCGCUCGUCGCCACCGUCGUCGCCGCGUUCGUCUUCCACUGACGAGGAGUGGUCGGCACCGUCUCGGCCCAAGCCGUACUCUCGCUCCGUAGACGAUCGUCGCUCCCGCAAGAAGGAACAAAACAAGAACGCGGCCACUCGUUACCGCCAAAAGAAAAAAGCGGAAAUCGAGGUGCUCCUUACCGAAGAGCAGAAUCUACGCCAACGUCAUUCCGAACUCGGCGACAAGUGCUCGGACUUGCAGCGUGAGAUUCGCUACAUCAAGGGUCUCAUGCGUGACCUAUUUAAGGCCAAAGGCCUUAUCAAAUAGAACAACAAGCGCCACCGCCUCCAGCGAUAGAAUACAAUCCGUACAGCGUGACAGCACAGCACGCUAAUGAAUAACGUUCUUAAGAAGUUAAGAGGAGUUCUUUAGAAUUAAUAUUUUGAUGAUUAAUUUUGUGUGUAAGCUAAAUGUAAAAUUCGGCUAUAAUAUUCGAUUUGUAUUACCAACGAGCAGAUCUGGUUCCACAUCGAGCAGCGUGUGUAACGUCUUCCGCCGAGGGAUACAAAUAACAUCAAUAAUGGCGCCCUAACUUCAUCUUUCAUUUUAUCAUUCAUUUAGAGGAUAGGUCGCAUUCAUUGUUAUGAAAUAUAUAUUAUAUAUUAUACUAUUUUUAUUGUACACAAUUAUCAACUGUUUUAAAAUUAUUGAUCAUGUAUGUACUUUAUGAACAUCUUUUACAAAAUCCUGUUUUGUUGGUAUUUCAUACAAUAUAGAGAAUGCGACGGCGUA
Manduca sexta (tobacco hornworm) is the source of this 1845-nucleotide messenger RNA. It is a transcript of the gene crc, whose product is annotated as activating transcription factor of chaperone. The coding region runs from base 358 to 1380 and encodes 340 amino acids. NCBI's taxonomy places the organism in Eukaryota, Metazoa, Arthropoda, Insecta, Lepidoptera, Sphingidae. Gene Ontology annotation, molecular function: DNA-binding transcription activator activity, RNA polymerase II-specific; RNA polymerase II transcription regulatory region sequence-specific DNA binding. The record is from RefSeq and is a predicted model, not a curated record. The transcript is spliced from 5 exons. Gene Ontology annotation, biological process: regulation of transcription by RNA polymerase II. Gene Ontology annotation, cellular component: nucleus.